CUCCUGGACGCCUGGUGGCGCUGACGCGCUCUUUCUUACCUCGGGGGCAGCUCGUUGAAUAUCCGGUUAGGGCGCCCGCAUUUUGUUUGCCCGUAAAGAUGCCGAAGUUUUACUGUGAUUAUUGCGAUACAUACUUGACGCACGACUCGCCAUCAGUAAGGAAAACUCACUGUAGUGGACGCAAACACAAAGAGAAUGUAAAAGACUAUUAUCAGAAAUGGAUGGAGGAGCAGGCACAGAGUCUGAUAGACAAAACAACUGCUGCUUUCCAGCAGGGGAAAAUUCCACCCACACCAUUCCCUGGCGCUGGCCCUCCAGGUGGAUCCCUGCUGCCUCAUCCUAAUAUAAGUGGACCUCCUAGGCCAGGCAUGUUGCCAGCUCCUCCAAUGGGUGGCCCGCCAAUGAUGCCCAUGAUGGGUCCUCCUCCACAUGGCAUGAUGCCUGGUGGUCCAGGCCCAGGUAUGCGGCCCCCCAUGGGUGGUCAUAUGCCGAUGAUGCCAGGCCCCCACAUGAUGCGACCUCCUGCUCGGCCAAUGAUGCUCCCUGUUAGACCUGGCAUGGCACGACCGGAUCGAUAGAAAGAACUGUUGUUCCAUGAUUGCCCUUAUCUUCUAAACAAAGACUCCAUCAACUGCAUACACUGACUUAACCAUUGGUUUCAGUGGUUUUGGGAGGAGAUCAUGUGUUGUUUAUUUAACAGGACCCGUUUUCUCUCCUUUUAACGUGGAAGUCGAUAUAUAUUUUUUUCCCAUGGCCAAUAAUUCAUAUUUGUUAAUUAAGACACCGUAUUUGUGAUCUCUUCAAGCUGGAUUGGUUUAAGUUUUAGUGUUGGAAGUUUUUUUUUUUCCUUCUUUUUUUUAGGACUGAUUUCACAAUAAAACUAAAAAAAAAAAAACACACACGCCUCUGCUAAUUUAAAGUUAGAAGAAGAAUAUAAGGCAUCUGUAACUGACAUUGGGAUUUACUUUCUUUCUUUCCCCAAAGUUAGAAACUUCCAGAAUAAAAUAUGGAAAACAUAUUUAAUUGGCUUAAUAGCGGACACGAAAAAAGUCAUUAAAUUUUAUUAUAUCAUUUAUAUUGAUGUGACAACUAAAUAAAAGAAUUCUGAACAUUUUAUAUAACAUUUUAGGUUAGUCCCCAAAAAAAGACUUGGUUGUUUUAUUCAAGGAUACAAAUGCUACAGCAUUUGGCAAGUCUCUAUCUUGACAUCAUAUCCAAAUACUCGGUGCAAACAAAAUAAAGUGCAAGCGGUAUACAGAAAGUGAUUUUUUUUUUUUUUUUAUAUGAAGAGUGGGACAUGCUAUAUAUAGUUUUUUUUUUCUUUUUUUCAAUUAAAUGUCCCAUCACAUCAUGAAUGAGUAACAAUGCUAAGGUAAAAUGCGUAUUUUAUGUUAAUUCACAGUGUGAUUAAAGUUGAGUACCUUCAGCUUAA
Clarias gariepinus (North African catfish) is the source of this 1432-nucleotide messenger RNA. It is a transcript of the gene snrpc, whose product is annotated as small nuclear ribonucleoprotein polypeptide C. The record is from RefSeq and is a predicted model, not a curated record. The coding region runs from base 99 to 578 and encodes 159 amino acids. Gene Ontology annotation, biological process: mRNA splicing, via spliceosome; mRNA 5'-splice site recognition; spliceosomal snRNP assembly. Gene Ontology annotation, molecular function: pre-mRNA 5'-splice site binding; zinc ion binding. Gene Ontology annotation, cellular component: U1 snRNP; nucleus. NCBI's taxonomy places the organism in Eukaryota, Metazoa, Chordata, Actinopteri, Siluriformes, Clariidae. The transcript has 6 exons.